Molecule: messenger RNA, 1410 nt
Organism: Parasteatoda tepidariorum (common house spider)
Lineage: Eukaryota; Metazoa; Arthropoda; Arachnida; Araneae; Theridiidae
Gene: ND-39
Product: NADH:ubiquinone oxidoreductase subunit 39
Cellular component (GO): mitochondrion
Molecular function (GO): protein-containing complex binding
Source: RefSeq, a predicted model, not a curated record
UUCUGUAGAGGCUCCACAGCUAGAGCAAACACCAAAACAUGUAAACAUUAUAUUUCGAAAACUUCUAAACUUGUUUUAAGGGCAACUCAAUGAUUGUUGACAAACAGAAAGAAUGGCCUUAGCAAUGUAUAAUAUUCCCAAAAAUUCUUUUUCAUCCUUGCAACUCAUAGUUAUCCGCCAACUUCCUGUUCGAUAUUCCAGCAGCAGCAGUGAUGUUGUGGAUUCUGUUGAUAAGAAAUUUCCUAAAAUCAAGUCUGACUUGCAUAGCUUGAAAAGAGGAACUGGUGGUCGAUCCUCUUUUAAUGGAAAGGUUGCUACAGUUUUUGGAGCAUCUGGGUUUCUUGGAAGAGCAGUGGUCAAUCAGCUAGGAAAAAUGGGUACCCAGGUUGUCAUUCCUUACAGAACAGAUCCCUAUAAUAUUCUGAGGCUGAAAUUGUGUGGUGAUUUGGGACAAAUUCUGUUUACACCUUUCUUUCUUAAAGAUGAAGCAAGCAUUGCAAAAGCUAUGAAGUACUCGGAUAUUGUUAUAAAUCUUAUAGGAAGAGAUUAUGAGACUCCGAAUUUCAAGUAUAAGGAUGUGCAUGUGACAGGUGCAAGAAAUAUUGCUCGUUUAGCUAAGGAAGCUGGAGUGCAGACAUUACUCCAUGUCUCUACUCUAAAUGCGUCAGAAAACCCAAAGCCCAUUGUAAGCAAGAAAGGCUCAGGAUUAUAUUCCUCAAAGUGGGAAGGUGAACAAGCAGUGAGGGAAGAGUUUCCAGAUGCCAUUAUAUUUAGGCCAUCAGAUAUGUGGGGCCAGCAAGACAGUUUCAUUUAUUAUUACAACAAUAUUGCUAGGAGAACUUGGCGUGCCAUGUCCCUUUGGAAGAAAGGAGUUGGCAUUAUUAAACAGCCAGUUUAUGGUUCAGAUGUUGCCAAAGGCAUUGUAAAAGCUGUAUGUGAUCCUGAUGCAGCAGGGCACACAUUCCAAGCAGUUGGGCCUCAUCGUUAUGAGCUUUCAGAAUUGAUGGAUUGGUUCCACCGCAUCAUGUUGAGAACGAGGGAAAGGCUUUAUUAUAGAUUAGAUUUGAGAAUGGAUCCCACAUUUUGGCCUAGAUUGCUUAUUGCAGAAAAAGUUCUCCCACGCUACCGAACUCUCUCUUGGGGAAGAUUAGAAAGAGAAAGCAAGACUGAUGUCGUGAAUCCUGAUCUCCCGAACUUGCAAGAUCUGGAAAUAAACCUGACACCCAUGGAGGAGAGAAUAUUCUACGAGUUGAAACCCUUCAGAAUUCAUGCCUACCACGAUCAGCUGCUGAGAGAUUAUAUAAGACCUGUGGAACCAUGUCCAUUAGCUACUAAUUAAUGACUACUGUAAAGAGAAUAUUUGUGGUUUAUUAUAGGAAUAAUUAAAUAUGUUAUCUUUUUUUUUGUUCA